Sorghum bicolor (sorghum) is the source of this 1945-nucleotide messenger RNA. RefSeq names its product transcription factor bHLH96-like. Gene Ontology annotation, biological process: regulation of transcription by RNA polymerase II. The transcript is spliced from 3 exons. Gene Ontology annotation, molecular function: DNA-binding transcription factor activity, RNA polymerase II-specific; RNA polymerase II cis-regulatory region sequence-specific DNA binding; protein dimerization activity. Bases 696 to 1727 code for a protein of 343 amino acids. The record is from RefSeq and is a predicted model, not a curated record. NCBI's taxonomy places the organism in Eukaryota, Viridiplantae, Streptophyta, Magnoliopsida, Poales, Poaceae.
AUCAGAGGCGCGCCCACUGGCCACGCCACGCACUCCUAUGCUACGCUAGUCCAUAGAGUGGCAGGGGAGGUGAGGUGAGGCCACUCUUCCAUCUCUCUCUCCUUUUGCUUCCCCUCUCUUGCUCACUUUUCAGCGGAGGAAGAGAGGAGCAAAAGCGAGCAGCUCAUCCCAGAGAGAUUUCAGUUCCACCGCGACGUCAAAAGAAAGCGAGCUUUUGGUGGUAAUCCCUUGGAGCAUUGCGGCGGCGAGCGAGAUCUGCCACGACGCGCCGCCAGCUGCUGCAGCGGCCUGCCACUGCCACUCACCUGCGCCGCUGGCUGAAGAGUCGCCGCCGUCGUGCCCAUUGCCUACUGCGCCGUCCACUGUCCCUCGCCGGCGUCUUAUGCAUGGCCUUGCGACCCGCGCACUCACGCUGGAGAGUAGAGACACGCAGAUAGCACCAAGACCAGCAUCGGCUGCGUAGCUGCUGCUGCUCGGUGCGGCGUCUCUUCUUUCUAGGGGGCGGGGGAAGGAGGAGGCAGACGGCCAGGCAGCCAGGCGGCAGCGAGGAGGGGCGCGUAGCAUAGCGCCGUAGCGGCGUAGAGAAGAGGCCGCCGGGCGGCGAGCGCGUACGUCCGUUGCAGAGCGUGCGCGCGCGAGCGCCGCGCGCUCUGGCCUCCGUGCGACACCAUACGGCGCGCGAAUCGCCGAUCGACAUGGCGCUGGAAGCUCUGUGCACGACCACCAGCGACGUCCUCGUCUACGACACCUUCAACGCCGCCGCCGCCGCGUGCGCCGCUUCUGCGGGGACGGGGAGCUUCCUCUUCGGCAAUGCAGCACCGGUGGAGGUGCCGCCGGCGGCGGCGAUGGCGUCCCAGGCGAACGGGGAAAGCGGCGUGCAGCAGGUGCGGAGGAACCGGCGGCGGCGGCAGAGGAGCGCCAAGAACGCCGUGGACGCCGAGAGCCAGCGGAUGAACCACAUCGCCGUCGAGCGCAACCGCCGCCGCCAGAUGAACGAGUACCUCGCCGCGCUCCGCUCGCUCAUGCCGGACUCCUACGUCCACCGGAGUGAUCAGGCGUCCGUGGUCAGCGGCGCCAUCGAUUUCGUGAAGGAGCUCGAGCAGCAGCUGCAGUCCCUGGAGGCGCAGAAGCUGGCGCUGAACCAGCAGCAGCGCAGCGACAAGGCGGCGGAGCGCGACGCGGCGCAACCGUCACCAGGUCGUGACGACCCAGCGUCCGCCGGCAACAACAGCGGGGACGCCGCGGCGCGCGGCGAGGUGUCGGCGCCGGAGCUGCAGCCGCAGCCGCAGCCGCAACCGCCUCCGUUCGCCCGGUUCUUUCGGUACCCGCAGUACGCGUGGCUCCACGCCACGCCAGCGCGGGAGGACGCCGUCGUGGCCGUCGGCGCGGGCGCGGAGGAGAAGGCGGAGGCGAGCCGCGCGUCCGCGGUGGCGGACGUGGAGGUGGGCACGGUGGUGGACUCGCACGCCAGCCUCCGCGUGAUGGCGCCGCGGCGGCCCGGGCAGCUGCUGCGGAUGGUGGCCGGGAUGCAGGCGCUCGGCCUCGCCGUGCUCCACCUCACCGUGGCCACCGCGCCCGACGCCACGGCGCUCUACACGUUCAGCCUCAAGGUGGAGGAAGGGUGCGGCCUGGCGACGGCGGAGGACAUCGCCGUGGCGGUGCACCAUGUCCUCUGCAUCAUCGACGCCGAGGCGAGCAGCAGGGCAGCCGGGCCUCGAGCGGUCUAGCUAGGCAGGAGAAACCCACCGCCCAGCCUCCCGACGAGGUGGUGUGCCGGCGGCGCAACGCAAUGGAGGCGAGCCGGGGAGCAUGGACUGCAGGUGUCUGCUUUCGUUUUUCUUGUAAAGUGCAGUGUCGUGCGUGCGUGGCUGCGUGCGUAGCUGGCCAGCAGGGGAGCCUGCUGCCGUAUGUAUAACGGCAGGCAAUACUCACGCAAGUUCGUUUC